AACAACUAUGACUUGCGUCGUAGAUGAAGACGACCCGUUUCCCGUGGACGACUGUCUGUUUGCCGAAACGUUUUCUCAAGAAAACCUGUACAGUCUGGUCGGCCAUGAGCUGAAGAUAAGACAGGUGUUCGGUGCCAACCUCGGCGUGGCUGCCCCGGUCUGGGAAGCUGCGUUACACUUGUGUCGAUACUUCGAGGAGCAGCGUGUGGAGCUGAGGGGAAAGCGCAUCAUAGAGCUGGGAGCAGGGACCGGGGUGGUCGGUAUAUUAGCAGCACGCCUCGGUGCAGCUGUGACCCUCACAGACCUCCCCCUGGCUCUCCCACAGCUGGAAGCCAACGUCUCAGCUAACAUGCCGUCCAGUGGUUGGCCUUCUCUUCCUCCUGCUGUCCUCCCCCUAUCCUGGGGCAAGGACCACAUGAACUUCACAUCUGACUGGGAUCUGGUGCUGUGUGCAGAUAUAAUUUACCUCCCACAGACUUACCCACUGCUAGUGGAGACUCUAACUCAUUUGUGCAAGAAAGGCGCUGUGGUGUACCUCUCAUCCAAGAUGCGAAAAGAGCAUGGGACUCCGGGUUUCUACGAGGAGAGUCUCCCAAGCAGAUUUAAUGUGGAGCUUGUGCACCGUGAUGACAAACAAAACAUUAACAUCUACAGGGCAUCUCUAAGAACAGACCAGUGAGAGCAGGGACAGGUAUCUACAGGCCUGUGGCCAGGGUUAGUUACUGCACUGAGACCAGAUAUGGCUCUGGUUUUGUGGGUGCCUUUUAAGGGAAUUACAAAAACAAAUGCAGUGAAUGCACUCUGCAAAAUGAAGCGCUCAGAAAGAGCAGCUCAACCUUUGCUGGAUAGCAAAAGUACAGCAAUGCAGUGCCAGUCAGUCUUGUCAGAGGUUGUGUUGAGUUUACAUUGCCUGUUGAGUUGCACAAAAAAGUGGAACAAAUUGUGAAAUCACUACUUUUACUUACUUGACCAUUGGUUUGUUUUAUUUAUAUAUUUAUAUGGAUAUUAUGAAGACUACUAUCAGUUACCUAAGAAAUGUAAUAUCCAAUGUUUUUACAAUACAUGUUUUGAAUAAUGAAUUGUGUUCUAUGUCAUUAUUAGUUAAUAAAUUGUCUGCAAAAUGUG
Messenger RNA from Lates calcarifer (barramundi perch), 1125 nucleotides. RefSeq names its product EEF1A lysine methyltransferase 3 (gene eef1akmt3). The transcript is spliced from 3 exons. Lineage: Eukaryota; Metazoa; Chordata; Actinopteri; Centropomidae. Gene Ontology annotation, cellular component: cytoplasm; cytosol. Gene Ontology annotation, biological process: peptidyl-lysine methylation. Gene Ontology annotation, molecular function: protein-lysine N-methyltransferase activity. The record is from RefSeq and is a predicted model, not a curated record. Bases 8 to 679 code for a protein of 223 amino acids.